Messenger RNA from Vigna radiata var. radiata (mung bean), 601 nucleotides. Its product is annotated as protein HIRA-like. The record is from RefSeq and is a predicted model, not a curated record. The coding region runs from base 33 to 464 and encodes 143 amino acids. Gene Ontology annotation, biological process: chromatin organization; DNA-templated transcription. Gene Ontology annotation, molecular function: nucleosome binding; protein binding. The transcript is spliced from 2 exons. Gene Ontology annotation, cellular component: HIR complex; nucleus. Lineage: Eukaryota; Viridiplantae; Streptophyta; Magnoliopsida; Fabales; Fabaceae.
UGUGAAAGAAGAAAUUUUAUUUCUUGGGGAAGAUGAUAGCCGAGAAACCUAGUUGGGUUAGGCAUGAAGGUAUGCAAAUUUUCUCCAUUGAUGUUCAACCCGGAGGGCUUAGGUUUGCUACCGGUGGUGGUGACCACAAGGUUCGAAUAUGGAAUAUGAAGUCUGUUAGUACUGACAUAGAAAAUGAUGCCUUUUCUCAAAGGCUUCUUGCAACCCUGCGGGAUCACUUUGGAUCCGUCAACUGUGUUAGGUGGGCAAAACAUGGAAGGUUUGUUGCAUCAGGGUCCGAUGAUCAGGCUAUAUUAAUUCAUGAGAGAAAACCUGGUUCAGGAACCACUGAAUUUGGCAGUGGAGAGCCCCCAGAUAUUCAAAACUGGAAAGUUGCAAUGACUUUGAGAGGGCACACUGGAGAUGUGGUAAUGCUAUUGCUUUUAUUUUUCAAUCUCGUCCUCUGCAAAAAAUAGUUUCUUGUGUCAACCAUUUGAUUCCAUUCUGCCAUUUGCUCUCAUAUUUGAAUGAAUCAAUUUGUCACCUAAAUGGAUAACUAGCUACUUGUUCAAAAGCUUGUUGCACUUUCAAUGAUCAUCAUUAACUUGGGAUC